GACCCGAGAUUGUCCCUGACACAGUAUGGUCCCCUGCUCCCCUCGUGCCUGCAGGAGCCCCUGGGAACGGGCGAGUGUCCGGGCCGGAGCAGACCGAGGGCCAGUGAGCACUCCUUAGGCUGAGACAAGGGCUCUGACAGCAACAAGAGAACUGCAAGGACAGGGUCAGGCACCCCGGCCCCAGACCCUGUUUUCUCAAGGGACCCUCUAUCCCAGCCCACACUCUGGAGGGACCUUCUCUCCCACCCCAGCACUCUGGAGGGACCCUCGGCCCUGGAGGGACCCCUGGCCCUGGCCCCAGCACGACUCUCUGGAGGCAUGCUUUGCAGGAACUCUCUGUCCUGGUGCAUUUGGGUAAGGAGCUGCUCUCUGGCCAGGAGCCAGCUUCCGUCUCAGGCACUCUCCUGGCUGCUGUGCAGCGUUUCUGUUCUGCUGUCCCACACGCUGUACCAGGUCUUUCCGCUCUUCCAAGCUUUGGGCGCGAAUGGGCUCCUCAUCGAGUAUGAGGACAUGUUUCCCUACGACGGCCACCUGCAGCUGCUGAGGGCCAAGCAUGCGUACAGCCCCGCAGAAAUUGGCGAGAUUCUGCAUCUGGCCACUCGGCACGGGCUGGAGGUCAUACCCCUGGUGCAGACAUUUGGCCACAUGGAGUUCGUGCUGAAGCACAGGGCUCUGGCGCACCUCCGGGAAGUGCCGCUGUUCCCCAACACCUUGAACCCCCACGAGGCCGAGGCCCUGGCACUGGUGGCUGCCAUGGUACAGCAGGUGCUGCAGCUGCACCCGGACGCCCGCUGGCUCCACCUGGGCUGUGACGAGGUGUACUACCUUGGGGAGGGCGAGGCCUCGAGGCGGUGGCUGCAGCAGGAACACAACAGCAAAACAAAGUUGUGCCUGUCCCACGUGAAGGCGGUGGCCAGCCACGUGCUGGCCCAGCACCCCACCACGACACCCCUCGUGUGGGACGACAUGCUGCGGGACAUCCCCGAGGGCCAGCUCUCAGCCUCCGGAUUGCCGCAGCUGGUGGAGCCGGUGCUCUGGGACUACGGGGCCGACCUGGACGUCCACGCCAAGGCCCUUCUCGUGGAGAAGUACCGCAAGUGCGGCUUUGCCCGCCUGUGGGCCGCCAGCGCCUUCAAGGGGGCCACUGGGGCCAGCCAGACCCUGACCCCCAUUGAGCAUCACCUGAAGAACCACGUGCAGUGGCUGCAGGUGGCAGCCCACGUGCCUGCCCACGCACUGCAGGGCAUCGUGCUGACGGGCUGGCAGAGGUACGACCACUUCUCCGCGCUGUGUGAGCUCCUGCCUGUCGGCAUCCCGUCUCUGGCCGUGUGUCUGCAGACACUCCUGCACGGGGGCUUUGCUGAAGAUGCCAGAGCAAGAGUGGAGACCUUCCUCGGGACCCCAAGCCUGGAACUCACGGGCUUUGCAGGGGAGGGGGCUGGCUCUUUCCCUGGCAGCGACAUCUUGGCCCUCAUCACCCAAGUGAGCCUCCACCUGUGCAGUUCCGUGGACGCCCUGCUGGAGAGGGACCGGUAUGUGACGGGCUGGUUCAGUCCCUACCACCGCAGGCGGAAGCUCAUCCACCCAGUCAUGAUCCGGCACAUUCAGCCCCAGGCGCUCAGGGGCCCCGUGGCUGUCCUUGCAGAGAAGAGAGGGUGUUUGGAGUGGCUGGGCAGCUGUGGCCACGCCCUGCAUGUCCAGGGGACAGUCCCAGCAGCCUGCCCUCCCCGAGACUCCGGGACUCCCCCACAGCCUGCUGGCCAGGUGGGAGGCCGUGGUGCAGGAGCUGGAGGCCGCCCUGCAGCGUGUCUUCUACCCGGAUGCUGUGGAGGAGUGGCUGGAGGAGAACGUGCGGCCCAGUCUGCAGCGUUUGCAGGCACUUCUGCAAGACCUGGGGGAGGCUGCGGCACAGGGAGCAGAUGCUGGGCCCUGAGGAAGAGGGCAGGACCCAGGGGCUGGCGCCACCCACGUCCCCCUCUCCCUCCUCUCAGCGUCGCAGCCCAGAAGCCAGCAUUGCAUUUUGUACUUUAUUUUAGGGAAAAAGCAUCGUACCUAACCAUUCAAAACCUAAUGUUGGAGUCCUUUUUUAUGGUUUUAUAGGGAAAA
Messenger RNA from Sorex araneus (European shrew), 2106 nucleotides. RefSeq names its product hexosaminidase D (gene HEXD). The coding region runs from base 319 to 2100 and encodes 593 amino acids. Gene Ontology annotation, biological process: carbohydrate metabolic process. Gene Ontology annotation, molecular function: hexosaminidase activity. The record is from RefSeq and is a predicted model, not a curated record. The transcript is spliced from 12 exons. NCBI's taxonomy places the organism in Eukaryota, Metazoa, Chordata, Mammalia, Eulipotyphla, Soricidae.